CCGCAGCUAGCUUGUUACAGCUACCGUACCGUACUGCACUGUUGACAAACAGCAAUCUCCCUUUCGUCAGAUCGAACAGCUAGACGGGGAAAUUUGUAACUGUAGGCUAUUUUAUCGCGGUCAGGAUGGAGAACAAGGAUAACAAGGUGGACCAGGUCCUAAUAAUGGACCCAUCUCUGGUCUAUCGCCCUGACAUCUCAGACGAGGAGAAGAAAUUCCUGGGCUUGACUGACCUAUCACCAGAUCUGGACUUCACGCCUGGUAAAGAAGAGGAUGAAUUCCGAAGAUUUGAUGAUGAUGACACUGAUGCAACUAUGGCUCAAGUUAAGAAGACAUACUAUCUCAUGCAUACCAACCAAACAUACGACUACGUGAUGAAACAGCAUGAGAAAUGGCUAAGCUUCACCUUGGGUGAGAUGACUGUCAUGGAGGCUCUUGAUCUUCUUAACAAUCUCAUUGAUGAAUCAGAUCCUGAUACUGACUUGCCUAACAUCUACCAUGCUUUCCAGACUGCUGAAAGGAUCCGAGAAAAGCAUCCUGAUGAAGACUGGUUUCACCUCAUUGGUCUUAUUCAUGACAUGGGUAAAAUUAUGGCCAUGCAUGGACAACCACAGUUUUCAACUGUUGGUGACACAUUUGUGGUCGGAUGUCACCCUCCCCUAAGUCUUCCCUACGGUCUCAAGAGCUUCACAGACAAUCCUGACCUCAAUGACCCCCGUUACAACACUCGCCUUGGCAUCUACAAGGAGAACUGUGGCCUUAGCAAAGUGACCAUGUCAUGGGGUCACGAUGAGUAUCUCUAUCAUGUCCUGGUGAAGAAUAAGACCACAUUGCCUGAUGAGGGUCUUUACAUGGUGCGCUUUCACUCUUUCUACCCGUGGCAUAGGGGUAAUGAGUACACCUUCCUGAUGGACAAUAAGGAUAAAGAGAUGAUGAAAUGGAUCCAUGAAUUCAACCAAUUUGACCUGUACUCCAAAUCAGAUAGCGUGCCCAACAUUGAUGCCUUACGACCGUACUACCAGUCCCUCAUCGACAAGUACCUACCUGGAAAGCUAAAGUGGUAGAUUUUAGCACAAAUUCCUUUGUGAUCUAAUACCAUUAUAAAAAAAAUAAAGGCCCAUCCGCAUUUGACAUGAUUGACGGCCUAAAAAUACUGUUGCAAGAUAAAAACGGAAUGUUGACAGUCAUGAUAAUCAUCAUAUCAAUGAGUAGACUUCAACUCUUUGAUUGCUUCUUUUUUUACACUCUGACUUGCCAUUCAUGUAUAGUUGUACAAUUUUGCCGCAGCGGGUUUUUAAAAAGCGGUUUACCAUGGCAUGUGACAAGGCUUAAGUUGUCUCUCUUAUUUCACCUUUUUUUGUCCUUCUUCUUGAUAUUGAAUAUUCAAUACUGGAUACAUAUAUAAAAUCUCAGGUACCCACCAUAACAGUUGAAGUGGUAGAAUCUAUCAUCGAUUUGUGGAGUUUAUUGUGGUCAACACUUCAACAUCUGUUUGACUUUCUGACAAAAGUGUGUAUUGAUUUUCUGCUGUCCCCCUCUCUUUCUCUCUUUCUCUCUGUCAUGUGAUUUCCAUGUUAACCUCUCCUUCAACCUGAAACAGAAGCAGUCAUCAUAGGGAAUGUGUCACAUUAAUACUCUUUGUUUAUUUCCUUCUACAUUCCAAGGGAAUCAGAUUCGCAGCUUGUGUUGUCAACCCCCCCCCCCCCCCCGCCCUCUUCUCUCUAUUUAUCUGUGUCUCUCUCUUGUUGUGUCCCUAUCUCACUCUCUCCCCUCUUUAUCUCUCCUUCUAUCAUUAUCUUCAUGAUGUGUUUAGUAGCAUGGUUCUAAAUCCUUGUUAGCUAUAUUAUGUAUCUACAGUGUACUUUCAUAUUUUAUUGGUACUUCUUUGAUAAAGUACCCAUAUGUAUAUCUCAUUACCUAUAUACCUGUAUGUUGUCUCCCUUAUUGAUUUUUUUCUUCUUUCCUUUAUAUUUUACUCUUCUACCUCCCCCUCCACCCCCUGGCCCUCACUUGUCCCCCUCUUUUGUGACUUACAUUUAUAUCUACCGGUAUGUGUAGAAUGUUGAUGAAAAUUAUAAAAACAGCAAUGAUCAUGAUACAGCUAACACCUUUUUUAACACGUUAACUUUUCAUACAACUUGUAAAUGUGUGUUUUUUUUCUUCAUAACUCAAGAAUGAAAGUUGGACUGGCUUUAUAGGGCCUUUAUUGAAUACUUUUAGACUUUUAUAUGUCACAUUAUUAAGAAAUGUAUAUCAGGACAAACCAAUCUUUAACAUUCUUCAAAAACUACAUUAUUUGGUAAGGGCAUUAAUAAUUUAGUUGUUAACUGUAUACAUCAAUGGUAAUGAGAAUGUACAUAUCGUGCAAUUUUCUAAUUCAGUCGGUCAUGUGAAAGGAAAUCCUGUCGCUGGAAUUCUAAACUUGACAAGCUAUUGCCCAUUGACUUAAAGGGAUAGUUGAGUUUGUUGCAGAGGGUGCUACACAAAAUAAUUUCUUUGUGAGAUUAGAAAGAACAUACAAUUUAAAUGACAAAUCUUCUUUGUUUGAUCAAAAUCGGUUCAGAGACGGCUGAAAUAUCCAUAAAUAUAACCAUUUCUAAUAUUUGUGUACCACCACAAAUAUUAGAUAAUUAGAACCAGCUGUUGACAAAACAAAGUAACCCCUCAUACGUUUUUCUUCUAGCCACUGCCGAUGUUGGUUUUUUCAUGUUGGUAAUAAUAUGCACAACCUGCCGGCAAAUGUAUUGUUAUUAUUGUUAUUAUUAAUCAAAUAAUUAAUUAAUGGUCACCACAUUUUUUUGUAAGUGGAGCUGAAUUGGUAUAAUCAUAUUGGAUGAUCUGUGACUGUCAGAGUGUGGGAACAGAAGUUUUAAUAUGGAUAGCACUAGCUGUUCCCUAUUUUGUGUGUGCAUACAACUUCUUCCAAUACAGGAUGAUGAUCAUCCUUUUAUGACAAAUUGCAAUGCAACAACAUGCACAUAUUUUUAUAGUAAAAAACAAUUUAUAUUCUAUUUUACUGUCAUACAUGUACCAGUAUAUUAUUAUCAGUGUGUAUAUAUUGUACUUACACUAACUUUCCGUACUAUAAUGAACAAGAAUUGUUCUUGUUCAAUCUUUUUUUAAGAUUAUGAGAAGGAAUUGAAAUGAGUCGAUUUGUUUACUGAUAUGAAAGCUUGGAGGUGUUUAUUGAAACUAUCAUUAAGACGGUCUGAAUUCUUGGACAUCCCAUAGAAUCAUGUUUUAUAGAAUUAACAUGCGUUUCUUUUGGGAUGUCCGCAAACUUUGGCUAACGGCGGUUCCAAAGUGUUUAUAAUCAGGUCAGUUAGUGGUUUGAUUUAUGUGUCUGAUUUUUCUCAGGAAGAUGUGUAAAUAUCCAUUUCUAACAUAAUGAUAAUUCUAAACUUGGAUAACCUCAGUAUAAAAAUACUGUGCUUAAAGAUAAACUUGAGUUAUGGUAA
Strongylocentrotus purpuratus (purple sea urchin) is the source of this 3458-nucleotide messenger RNA. RefSeq names its product inositol oxygenase (gene miox). Gene Ontology annotation, molecular function: iron ion binding; inositol oxygenase activity. Lineage: Eukaryota; Metazoa; Echinodermata; Echinoidea; Camarodonta; Strongylocentrotidae. The record is from RefSeq and is a predicted model, not a curated record. Gene Ontology annotation, biological process: inositol catabolic process. Gene Ontology annotation, cellular component: cytoplasm. Bases 126 to 1064 code for a protein of 312 amino acids. The transcript is spliced from 7 exons.